AUGUCUUCUUCAAUUCAAUUGUUGAACCCCAAAGCAGAGUCGUUUAGACGUGCACAAGCGCUUCAAGUCAAUAUCAGUGCUGCACAAGGGUUGCAACAAGUCCUAGCAUCAAACUUGGGUCCCAAGGGUACAUUGAAAUUGCUCGUUGAUGGAUCGGGCGGGUUGAAAUUGACCAAAGAUGGGAAAGUUUUACUUACAGAAAUGCAGAUCCAGCACCCCACUGCAGUGAUGAUUGCUAGAGCAGCAACAGCUCAGGAUGAAAUUACCGGAGACGGUACCACCACCGUAGUUUUACUUGUUGGUGAGUUAUUGAAACAAGCAGAGAGAUUUAUCAGUGAAGGUGUUCACCCUAGGGUCAUUGUUGAUGGAUUUGAUGUUGCUAGAGAGCAGAGUCUUAAAUUCUUGGAUGGAUUCAAACAUACAUUGGAACAGUUUGAUAGAGAGUUUCUUUUGCAGAUUGCUAGAACUUCCUUGGUGACCAAAGUCACGCCGGAUCUUGCCGAUGUGUUGACACCCAUUGUGACAGAUGCGGUGUUGACAGUGCAGAAUGAUGAGCUGGCACUUGAUUUGCACAUGAUUGAAAUCAUGACCAUGCAGCAUGGAAGUGCACGCGAGACUGAGUUGAUCAAAGGUUUGGUAUUGGACCACGGUGCUCGUCACCCUGAUAUGCCCAAGAAGGUGAAGAAUGCACAUAUAUUGAUAUUGAAUGUCUCAUUGGAGUAUGAGAAAACCGAGGUGAACUCUGGCUUUUUUUACUCGUCUGCUGAACAGAGGGAAAAGCUUGUUGCUUCAGAGAGAAAGUUUGUUGAUGAAAAGUUGAAAAAGAUUGUUGACUUGAAGAAUCAAGUGUGUGCCGAUGUCAAUUCAGACCAAGGCUUUGUUAUCAUCAACCAAAAGGGUAUUGACCCCAUGUCAUUGGAUGUGUUGGCCAAGAAUGGAAUCUUGGCGCUUAGAAGAGCCAAGCGAAGAAACAUGGAGAGGUUGCAAUUAAUUUGUGGAGGUGAGGCACAGAACUCGGUUGAAGACUUGACGCCAGAUAUUUUAGGAUAUUCUGGUCUUGUUUACGAAAAUAGUAUUGGAGAAGACAAAUUCACAUAUGUGACCGAGUGCAAAGAUGCCAAAUCAGCUACUAUAUUGAUUAAAGGUUCUAACCAGCACGUGUUGCUGCAAACCAAGGAUGCAAUUAGAGAUGGAUUGCGUUCGGUUGCAAAUGUUAUCAAAGAUAAGAGUGUUGUUCCAGGUGCAGGUGCUUUCUGGAUGAGCUGUAAUAACCAUUUACUUAGCGAUAAGCAAAUUUUGAAAGGUAAGAACAAGCCAGGUAUCCGUGCGUUUGCCGAGGCAUUGCUUGUUGUACCUAAAACGUUAUCUGCAAAUGCGGGAUUAGAUCAAUUGGAGACAAUAUCUACUUGCCAAGACGAUAUCAACGAUGGGCAUGUUGUUGGAGUUGAUUUAAUAAGCGGAGAGCCAUUGGAUCCUACUGUUGAGGGUAUCUGGGAUUCGUAUAGGGUGAUUAGAAACGCUAUUAGCUCGGCAACUGGUAUUGCCUCGAAUUUGCUCUUGUGUGAUGAAUUGUUGAAAGCUGGCAGAUCUUCAUUGAAAGAGGGUGGCCCUGGUGGACCGGGAGGGCCAGGUGGAGCACCAGGUGGAAUGCCUGCCGGAAUGCCACCACAAGGUAUGAUGUAA
Lodderomyces elongisporus is the source of this 1683-nucleotide messenger RNA. It is a transcript of the gene CCT6, whose product is annotated as chaperonin-containing T-complex subunit. Gene Ontology annotation, cellular component: chaperonin-containing T-complex. Gene Ontology annotation, molecular function: ATP binding; ATP hydrolysis activity; ATP-dependent protein folding chaperone. Bases 1 to 1683 code for a protein of 560 amino acids. Gene Ontology annotation, biological process: protein folding. Lineage: Eukaryota; Fungi; Ascomycota; Pichiomycetes; Serinales; Debaryomycetaceae. The record is from RefSeq and is a predicted model, not a curated record. The transcript has a single exon.